CAAAUAUAGAAAGCCCAAAUAAAAACACACACUAUAUAGUAUUACUAGGUGAAAAGAAAAAAAGAAACGAAGAACAAUGAAUGCUCCAGAUCGUUAUGAGCGAUUCGUAGUUCCUGAAGGCGUAAAAAAGGUUUCGUAUGAGAGGGAUACGAAGAUUAUGAAUGCAGCUACUUUUACUGUUGAAAGAGAGGAUCAUACUAUUGGAAACAUUGUUCGCAUGCAACUUCAUAGGGAUGAUACUGUUCUGUUUGCUGGGUACAAGUUGCCUCAUCCUCUUCAGUACAAAAUCUUACUCAGGAUUCAAACAACAAGCCAGUCCUCACCUAUGCAGGCAUAUAACCAGGCUAUAAAUGAUCUCGACAAGGAACUUGAUCAUCUGAAGAAUCAAUUUGAGGGUGAGUUGGCCAAGUACACGAGGGACUACUAAUCGUUCAACAGUGAUUCAACAACAGUGCCUCAAACAGUUUCCUAUCUCGGUGUAGCCUGUAUGUAAGUCUUGGUCUCUGUAUGUAUGAUGUUAACUAGCAGCUACAGUUUGGCUCUCGGGCGAUAGCCCAGAAUUCAUUUUGAAGUUGGUACUUUGAGGUCUGCUAUAAUAUGCUUCUAGUUUUAGGUUCA
Molecule: messenger RNA, 618 nt
Organism: Capsicum annuum
Lineage: Eukaryota; Viridiplantae; Streptophyta; Magnoliopsida; Solanales; Solanaceae
Product: DNA-directed RNA polymerases II, IV and V subunit 11
Exons: 5
Coding region: 77-427 (116 amino acids)
Biological process (GO): transcription by RNA polymerase II
Cellular component (GO): RNA polymerase II, core complex
Molecular function (GO): protein dimerization activity; DNA binding
Source: RefSeq, a predicted model, not a curated record